GUUAUUUUAGAGACGGUAGACAGCGAGCAGCAAGCCGUGAGGAAGAAAAAGGGGGACCUGUAAAAGUGUGUGUAGCUAGCAAGCAAGUGCAGCACAGCUAGUUGAGCGACGUUGGACGAACGUGCGCGGGUGCGUGUUUCUCGAUUAUCAGUCGCGAGGGGGGUGGCCGAUGGGAUCUCGACUCUCGCCGAAUCAGCUGGAAAUCGAGAGAAAAUCGCGUGGCAAAGCGAGUGCAAAGGAAGGACGAGACACUCGUCGAGAGUCGAGCAAAGAGAGGGGUAAUAUAGGGAUAUAAUAUUUGGAGGAUAUAGCCAGGCGAAUCGAACGAAAAUAAUCGCGAAACCGCGCGGAGGCACGAUGCUGGCGUGCGUCUAUCCGGCGGAGAGCUUCAAAUCGAAAGCCGUGACGGUGAAGCUACGGCACGGACGAUCCAAGAGAAAGCCGAAGCUGCUGUCCGUAAAGGAGAAACCGGCGGACGGCGGCAAGCAACCGGAAUGCGAUGACACCCCUAAGCUCGAGAACGAGUUACCAGUGGGCGGGGGUGGUGCUGUGCUGGUGCUCAGCGAGCUUGAAAGCAUGGCGGCCAGGCAACAGCGGGAAAUUGCCCAGCAGAGGCGCCUCCUGGAGCAGAGAGAGGCCCGUCUAGCCGUGCUUCGAGGCGCACAGGAGCCAGCACAGCAAGACAAACUCGCCAGAUUGAGGCACAGGCUGGACCAACAACAAAGCAAGCUGAAUCGGCUGCGAUUGCUCAGGUCGCAGACCGACCAGUCACGUGCCAACAAUGCCACGUUGACCUCGGACCUGGACUGCAUCAGGGCGCUGUUCAACGAGAAGGAGAAGGAGCUGUCUUUGGCGGUGGCGAAGGUCGAGGAGUUGACGCGGCAGCUGGAGGAGCUGCGAGGUCGGCAGAACGGGGCCGGGACCGGAAGCGGAGGUGGCGGCGCCGGAGGCGUCGGUGGCGGAGGCGUUGGCAGCGGCGGCGGUGGACAUUUGUCGACGCCGGCCAGCGCCGAGCUGGAAAAACUGAGGAGGGAGCUUAUGUACCGUAAUAAGAUGAACGAGCAGCAGAAUCAGAUGGUGUCACAGCAACGAUUAGCCCUGACGCAACGACAAGCGGAAAUGUCGUCGAUAGACGCGAAGAUAGCUCAGCUUCAGGGUCGUCUCCAGCGUAAGAGAGCCCUGAAUCAACGGCUGAGCCAGCAGCUUGGCUCUGGGAACCGAACGAACGCGAACACCGGUUUCACGGAGUCGAAGCUGGACUUCAACGCCGGGGGGAAGUCGAGACCCGCUGGGAACAUAGCCGCCAUCGAACCGUACUCCCACAUACCGAACGACAACGAUUUCAAUCUGAACAAGAACGACCCCAAGUACCAGACACUGCCUUACAAUACGAAAUUCACGGUGAACUUCAAAGCGGCAGAGGACGACGUCAACAAGAAUAAGAUUCAGCAUUCGGCCAGCGCGUCUCAGCUGGGUCAGAGAGCGGCUUUUCAACAAUUUGGUCAUCAGAUCGCUCACAGCCAGUCCCAGUCGCAUAUCCAAGGUCAGUCGCAAUUGCUAGGCACGAAUCAACAACAGCACAACCAGAACUUGGCUAACCAACCGGUGAACAUGCAACAAAUCUGCAACAACAACAACAACAAUAACAACAACAACAACAACAAUAGCAACAUGAACAACAAUUUGAUCGGCACGUCCCACAAUUUCAGUCCGGAUGGUCUGUCACAGAAUCUUCGGAUCCAUCAGCAGCAACAACAGUCGCAGACACAGCAGCAGCAACAACAGCAACAGCAACAGCAACAACAACAACAGCACGGGAAUAUUCAGCAGAAGCAACACAAUAUUGGUUCGUCAGCGUCGAACCUCGGCACGACGGUAUCCAUUACUCAAACUCAGAAUCACAGGAACCUUCAAACGCAUCAGAAACCAGUGUCCAGCGUGGCGCCAAGUUUCUCCGUCAAGUCUCAGAUCUAUCAGACUUCCUCUACGAAAAUUCACCCUGUGAUGCCGCAGACGUUGAGCCUGAUUGGCCGUGGGCACAACAACGCCCAAAAUUUUGUCGGUCUGAGCACUCAGAAUACCAAUCAACAACAGUCGAAUCAAUCUGUCCCCAGUAGCCAAACACCGAAUCAGGAUCAGACUUACACGUCGAGGCACAACUACCCCAUGAUCCAGCACUCCACACAAGCAAACACUCACGUCUCUUCGUCGUCGGUCUAUCAGACGCAAAAUUCUCCCAAUCCUCCGUCGACUAUUCACACGUCGUCCAGCGGGACCAGUUUCGGGAAUUCGGUUCAGAGGUACAAUCAGACUCAGCCACUGACCAGCCCUACAUCCAGCAACGAGCAGAACGACAAGAUGAAGUUCGAGCAAGGGAAAGGCCAAGAGAAGUUCGAACUCAUGCUCCCGGUCAAACACGAGCAGCAGAGGUACGAACCGAAUCAGGUGUUCAAGUACGAUUCUCAUCAGGUGAAGUACGACCAACAUUCGAAGUACGAUCAGCAUCAGUCCACGAAACUGUACGAGCAGUCGAACAAGCACGAGCAAACCGGCAAUCAGACGAGUAAGUACGACAACGUGUCGAAGAUCGAGCAAGGAAAGUACGAACCUGUUCAGAAUAAACACGAGCAAAUUCACGGAACAAAGUACGACCCUAAUCAGAAUACUCAACAAUACGGCAAGCACGAUCAACACGAGGUCAGACCGUCGGUGGUCAAGUACGAGCACAAUGCAGGCUUCAAGCACGAGUCGUCGAACAAAUACGAGAUCGGCGGUGGGCAACAGUUCAAGCAGGAGCCGGUCAAAUUCGAGAACAGUCAGAUUAAAUUCGAACAGGGCUCCAUGACGAAACACGAUCACAACGGGAAGUUCGAAAUGCCUGCGAAAACCGCGGAGAAGACGUUCGAGUUCGACAGGUUGAAGAACGAGAACGAGAGGAAGAGCACGGGCGAGGACAAGACGAAACCGGCGUUACCUCCGAAACCGAGCAAACCGAAUCCUCCGCCACGGUUGACACAUCACGAAAAGAUCGACAAUUCGAACGACGACUGCAAGAACAAUUUGGGAAUCAGUACGAG
Messenger RNA from Frieseomelitta varia, 3077 nucleotides. RefSeq names its product protein kinase 4-like. The record is from RefSeq and is a predicted model, not a curated record. Gene Ontology annotation, biological process: regulation of apoptotic process. Gene Ontology annotation, cellular component: nucleus. Gene Ontology annotation, molecular function: p53 binding. Lineage: Eukaryota; Metazoa; Arthropoda; Insecta; Hymenoptera; Apidae. The transcript has 6 exons. The annotation marks the transcript as partial.